GUGGUGGGUGGUGGUGGCGAGGGGUGGUGGGGGGGGGUGGGGGUGGGGCGUAGGUCUGUUAAAACUGACAGAAUUGAAUCAUUUUCGAAGUUCUUUAGGAUUGUUUAUGCGUCUGUACUUACCAUGGAGCCUAAAUCAGUUCUAGCUAUGAGAUAAAUUCUGAAAUUAUUGUCUUCUCGGUUAAUUUGAAUUUCUUUCAAUAAAUGGUUCGAAUUUAGGUAGAAAACACUCUGCAACCGUUUAUAGCUGAAAUCAAAAGUCGUAAGCGCAACGGUUUUGGUUUUUAUUGAGGCAUAACUCAAAUAUGUUAUAUUGUAUCGGGAUAAUCUAAAGAUCGGAGAAACAUGAAGUUCCGUUCGUUAUCAAUUUGAUCCACUAAAAGGGAGAUUUUGAAGUGAGAACUAUGUUUGUUUUUCAAGAUAAUACAAAACGAGUUUCAAUAGUAACGGUAAAUAUUUAUUAGAUCGAGUAUUAUUGCCAUUUUUGAAAAUUUUCGUCAUAUAGAAAAUCUUUUUAAAUAUGUAUAUUCUAUGUCUCUCAAUGAUAGACAAUCAGAACGAAAUAUCAAUGAAAAGUUAAUAUACAACUCUCGUGCACCACAAUACUAUAAACUUUAUUUGAUAUUUUUGACUAAUUCAAAAUUUUUUACUCUCAUCAAUGAUGAAUCUAAUUUUUCUAUUACAAUCAAAAAUGUUUGAUUUGAGAAAAAGAAAUUAUUUCACUUCGAUGACUUUUAAUAUAAAAAACGUUUAUUUAAAAAUUUAAAGGAGCACGUUUUGAUACUCGUCGUAAUGCUUUUGAUUGGGAUUUACAUAUGAAAUUAUCUGAACGAGGUUUCAAACGUUUGAAUCCACAUGAAUAUGGUGAUUGGCGUGAAAAUGGUCUUGCUUUUCGUUUAACACGUCAAGAUUAUACACAACCAAAUCGAACACUUGCAUCAGCAUUUGUUUUUCAAAAUUCUGAUGGUACUAAACAAGCACGUCGUGGUUAUUGGGGUGAUAUUAUAACUGGACCAUUUAUUGCUCAUGGUCUAUUACCUAUUGAUAAUGAUGAUUCACAAAUGCAAGCUAAAGCUAAUGAUAAAUUUGUUAAAACAGCUACAGAUGUAUCUGAAUAUAAUGUUCUUAAACUAUUAAGUCAUCUACAAGAACAAAAUAAUCAAAUUAAAAUAAUACUAUUACCAUUAAAUAGUAUUACAGAUUUAUGUACAGCUAGUAAAGAACGAUAUCGUCAUCUACAAUUUGAUUUAAUCUAUGUUGGUUGUGGUUUAACACAUUAUCUUAAUGAACAAGGAGAAAAUUUUUCAUCAUCAAUUAUGUCAAAAGAUUCUACAUUAAUAUUAGAAUUACCAACAUUUCUUCUUGAUCUUAAAAAUGAUCAACUUGAACAAUUAGAAAAACGUUAUGAUGAAUUAGCAAAAACUAUUAGGAUGUUAAGUAAGCUUUCGGCUUCCGCACUGAAUAAAACACAGUGGCGAAAUAUGUUGAUCUUCUUCGCAUUGUACUUAUUUAUAAUCAAUAUAUAA
Messenger RNA from Rotaria sp. Silwood2, 1525 nucleotides. Lineage: Eukaryota; Metazoa; Rotifera; Eurotatoria; Philodinida; Philodinidae. The record is from the annotation of a GenBank genome assembly.